AGGUGUUGGUAGCGCUCACACUCCAGCUGAUCGGCCUCGGCUCCCGGUGCGGUCCGUCGGACUGUACGCGGCUAUUAAUAAAUUCUCGAGUUUUUUUUGCACGUUAAUCUGAAAACAUAACAUCAGUUCGUACUCUCGGCGACGUGUGCGUCGUGUGUUGUGUUUUUGAACCGAGGAUUAUAUUAUAAAGUGUACUUGGGAAACGGCUGGCUGAGGAAUUUCCCCCACAACAAACAGGCCGCUAGCUCAUCCCCGGUCUUUCUUUAGAGGAGGUCGCCGAUUUUCACACUUCGCCAUGGGGGACACAGGGAGCGAACGGAGCAAGCCGCCGAGUAACGUUAUACCUCCGCGGUGUCCUUGUGGAUUUUGGGGGUCGAGCAAAACUAUGAACCUCUGCUCCAAAUGUUUUGCAGACAUCCAGAAGAAGCAACCAGACGAGGACUGCGCUUCAGAGCCUACCCCCAGCUCCAGCAAUAGCCAAUCAGCCGUCUUCUGUAACGAGACAAGCAGCAGCAGUAGCCAAACCCUGUCCUCCGGCUCUGAGGGGCCGUCCACAGAUGCCACGCCUCUCUCUAAACAGGAAGAAGUCUCGAGUACAGACACAGCCCGAGGCACGCUAUCUACUCCCACGAAACGGCCCUGUGAUACAGCCUCAGGUUCGGAGAGCGAAGCCUCCCCAGAGAAGCGGGUGCGUGUCGGCGAGUCCUCUGAAGAAUCUCAGCGAGGGCCUAAGCAGAAGAACCGCAGGCGUUGCCAUCGCUGCCAAACCAAACUCGAGCUUGUACAGCAGGAGCUGGGCUCAUGCCGCUGUGGAUACGUAUUCUGCAUGCUGCACCGGCUGCCCGAGCAGCACGACUGCCUGUUCGACCACUUGGGUCGCGGGAGAGAGGAAGCCGUGCUUAAGAUGGUCAAGCUGGACCGUAAGGUGGGCCGAUCCUGCCAGCGCAUCGGAGAGGAAUGUUCCUGAACACACACACACACACACACAAAAACACGCACACACCUGCAUACACAAACACCCCAAUACUGUAUACUCCCCUUCCAGUCUCACUUCCCCUGAUUCAACUGAGGCCAGUGGUGCUUAGAUCCUCAGUGCUGAACAAUGUAAAACACACCCCACUCACUUAGCACUGUUCCUACACACACACACACACACACACACACACUUGCAAUCUCCUGGCCGUGACACUCCUCACAACUGUCUUAAUCUCCUUCCUGUGGAUCUUGUUUGAAGAACACCAUCUCAAAACAAAGAAAGGAGAAUCAUCUACUGGCGUUUUUGGCAUGCUGCCAUCAUCUCUGUUUUUUUUUUUUCCCUCCCUCCUCCAGUUUCGAUUCUACAGUCUAUCAUAAUUUAAAAGAAAGAAUCACCUGUUGUUGUUAUCUCAAUUUAGGCUUUCAAGUAUAGGUCACUAGGUCAGGGGUCAUUCCCGAAUUCCCAACAUGAAAACCUCCAUCAGGCCACAAAGCUGAGGAAAGCGUGAUCUGUGAUCAGGACCGACCUUUGACCUCAUGAGAGGAAUCGGGUUCCACCCUCUAACCUCCCGACACCCUGACCUCCUUUCAUCCUCGACCUCCUUUCGAGAAUUUUUUUUCUUUUGCCUCCAGACGCUGUUAUUGAUAUUAAACCUGAAUUCACGACUUCCUCACACUUCCUUCAGUGGAUCGGAAAUGGAGUUUGACGUGGAUCGCACACCCUCACGUCCUUCGUUGGCCCUGGAGAUGCCCUCUGCUGUCACUUUAGAGGCAGCGCUAUGCCUCUAUUUCUCACACUCAUUCCUCUGCGCGCACACACACACACACACACACACACACACACACACACACACAGACGCAUAGUCAUACAUACACAUGAGCUGUUUUGAUAUAUUAUGUUCAUAUACACACAACCCACAUGUGGUCUGUGUGUGCCCAGCACAUGGACAGAAGCUAAAUCGGUACCCUUCGGACCGGGUUCAUUAGGGAUUGUGCGCCCCAGGGCUUUAUGGGAACUGUAGUUCAGGUCUACAUACACUUCUGUAUACUUACAGCUCCAGUCAGACCCCAUAUUUAGUGACACUCUGCCUCCAGAAAGCUACAGUUCUCAAAAUGAUUCUUUGCUCCUUUUACUUCUUUAUCUCCCCACCAUCCCUGUGUUCUGGCCCUCCUUUUUAUUCAUCCUUCACUUUUCUUCCCACUUCCAGUUUUGCACUUUCCCUCCCUUUUUUUUCCCCAACACACAGUUAUCUCGUUUGUCAUGUUUUCCAAGUGGCUUUAGGAGGGACUAGGUUUUGAAGAUUGGAGGCAG
This is a messenger RNA of Pangasianodon hypophthalmus (striped catfish), 2287 nucleotides long. It is a transcript of the gene zfand3, whose product is annotated as zinc finger, AN1-type domain 3. Lineage: Eukaryota; Metazoa; Chordata; Actinopteri; Siluriformes; Pangasiidae. The transcript is spliced from 6 exons. The record is from RefSeq and is a predicted model, not a curated record. Bases 296 to 967 code for a protein of 223 amino acids. Gene Ontology annotation, molecular function: zinc ion binding; DNA binding.